GGCAGAGGGGGGCGGGGCCCACGUCACUUCCUGGAGACUGGCUGAAUCCGGAAGCGAUCCCCCAGGACCGAGUUGCAGCUGAGGACCCCGGCGGCAGGGCCAGGUUCGGGACCAUGAGCUGGAUUCCUUUCAAGAUUGGGCAGCCCAAGAAACAGAUUGUCCCCAAAACAGUGGAAAGAGACUUUGAAAGGGAGUAUGGAAAACUCCAGCAGCUGGAGGAGCAGACCAAGCGGCUGCAGAAGGACAUGAAGAAGAGCACCGACGCCGACCUGGCCAUGUCCAAAUCCGCUGUGAAGAUAUCCUUGGACUUGCUCUCCAAUCCCCUCUGCGAGCAAGACCAGGACUUUCUGAACAUGGUGACAGCCCUGGACACGGCCAUGAAGCGGAUGGAUGCCUUCAACCAGGAAAAGGUGAACCAGAUACAAAAGACUGUGAUUGAACCCUUAAAAAAGUUUGGCAGUGUCUUCCCGAGCCUCAACAUGGCGGUGAAACGGCGGGAGCAGGCCUUGCAGGACUACAGGAGGUUGCAGGCCAAGGUGGAGAAGUACGAGGAGAAGGAGAAGACAGGGCCGGUGCUGGCCAAACUCCACCAGGCCCGAGAAGAGCUUCGGCCCGUGCGGGAUGACUUUGAGGCCAAGAACAAGCAGCUCCUGGAUGAGAUGCCGCGGUUCUACAGCAGCCGACUGGACUACUUCCAGCCCAGCUUUGAGUCCCUGAUCCGCGCACAGGUCGUGUACUACUCGGAAAUGCACAAGAUCUUCGGAGACCUGACCCAGCAGCUUGCCCAGCCCGGCCGUCCUGACGAGCAGCGGGAGCGGGAGAACGAGGCCAGACUGAGCGAGCUCCGAGCCCUCUCCAUCGUGGCCGAUGACUGAGCCUGGCCCUCGGAAGACUCUGGAACACAAGGUCUCUCUAGCCUACGCUUUACGAGCUCAGGCUCGGGCAUCAGGCAGCAAAGGGCCCUUGCCUGGGAGAAGGGAUAGCGGCAGCUCCUGCUCCACCACCCCAGCCCUUGGGAACGAGCCUGGCACCAGGAGCCCCGAGCAGGCUCUCGCCUCCCCAGUCAUAGCAAGAACCCACAGACAGGUAAGCAGUGUAGACUGUCUUAGUCCCUAAAGAACCGUCCAAAGUGCAUCCUGGCCUAGGGCCAGAGCCUGGGCUCUUGUCUGCUCCCUUGAGGUCUUAGCCUGGCUUGCACGGUUGGGAUCACGUCUACCUCCAAAAGGGCCACCCUGGGGAGUCACCCACCCUUGCUGCCUUUUCACCUCAGACUCGCCUUUUCUGGGAGAGGCCUCGACACUGACCUGGGCAACGUGAAAGCCACGGUCUCCCAGCCGCAACGGGCCCCUCACCCCAGCCUCUCGGCAAGACAGCGGCCGGCUCUGCCCACUUCUAGACUUUGGGUCAACUGCAGGGCAGAGCCCCAAGUCUUGCAGCUUCCCUAGGAAGCUGGGACUCAACGCUUGUCAACAGCCUACCCCACAAAAUGUCACAGACCGAGUCAGGCCUCACAGCGACAACAGUGGGUUUAUGUCUCACCUGAUUAUUUGGGAUUUUAUUUUUCCAAGUAAAGUUUUCAAUAAAAUGUCUGUA
Molecule: messenger RNA, 1593 nt
Organism: Balaenoptera acutorostrata (minke whale)
Lineage: Eukaryota; Metazoa; Chordata; Mammalia; Artiodactyla; Balaenopteridae
Gene: BIN3
Product: bridging integrator 3
Exons: 9
Coding region: 114-875 (253 amino acids)
Biological process (GO): plasma membrane tubulation; endocytosis; actin cortical patch localization
Cellular component (GO): cytoplasm; actin cortical patch
Molecular function (GO): lipid binding; protein binding
Source: RefSeq, a predicted model, not a curated record